AUGGACAACUAUACACGAAAGGUCUUCACGACUUCGCGUUCCCUGACUUACACUUAUUACGACUCUGGCUCUGCCAAUCCCCUCUCGGCCGACCAAACCACUCUCCUCUUCCUUCACGGCUUCCCUGAUAGCGCACACCUCUGGCAUCAGGUCGUCCCACACCUGCGGUCCCUCCCGCACCGAAAACUCGUCCCGGACCUUCUUGGGUUUGGCGGCAGCUCUAAACCGACUGACCAGGCCCUGUUCAGACCCUCUUGUAUCGUCUCCGACCUGGUUGAGCUCCUGGCCAUUGAGGGUGUACAGGAGGUCGUGGUGAUUGGACAUGACUGGGGUUCUAUUCUGGCACAGCGCUUCUGGCUGUGGAAGCCAGAACUUUGCGUUGGCAUCGCGAUGUUGAAUGUUGCGUAUCAGCCGCCAACGGCGCAGCCAUUUGACCUGACCGCUGUGAAUGCAGAGUUCGAAAGAGUGACAGGGUAUCCGCUGUACGCCUAUUGGGAGCUUUUCAUUGCAGAUGAUGGCGCCUUGCUUGUGGAUGAGCACUUGGACAGGUUCUGGGAGGUGAUGCAUGGCGCUAGGGAACAUUGGAUGCGCGAUAUAUUCUGUGUACGGAAUGCUAUGCGGAGCUUUUUGGAAGGCAACGAGAAGAUCGAGUUGAAGGAAUACGCUAAGUCGGGGAAGAGAUGGAAGGAGGAGUGGUUCAAGAGCGUGCAGGGCGGUGGUGGGUUGACAAGCGCGAUGUGCUCCUAUAAGCCAAUGGUAUACAAUCUUGACUUUGAUGCUGAGAAUGCGUUACCGGCGGGGCGCGCGCGGGUUACCGUGCCUGCUUUCUUCUUAGGGUGUUCCGGUGAUGAGCAAACAGUCUGGUCUCCUGCCAGACCUCACAGUCAAGGUUAUUGA
Penicillium mononematosum is the source of this 897-nucleotide messenger RNA. RefSeq names its product alpha/beta fold hydrolase. NCBI's taxonomy places the organism in Eukaryota, Fungi, Ascomycota, Eurotiomycetes, Eurotiales, Aspergillaceae. The transcript has 2 exons. The coding region runs from base 1 to 897 and encodes 298 amino acids. The record is from RefSeq and is a predicted model, not a curated record. Gene Ontology annotation, molecular function: catalytic activity.